AAUAGAAAAAACAAAAUCGAGAGGAGUGAAUAGAACGAAUAUCGAAAUGCGCGCCGUUUACGACUUGUUGCUGAGCAACGCCUUUGAUCCCAGAAUGGUACUGCAAAACCACAACACUGUGGUGGCCCGUUCCACCUUGACCCCGAACAGCAGCAGCCAGAACUUUGGCUCCCAUCCGAUGGAACACCCCGGUGGAUCGCCCAAUGGAUCCGGAACCGGACGUAGUCCCCUGAACGCCGGACCCAGCACCCAGCGUCCCAUUGUGGACCUGCUGGUGGCCAUGGUGGCCGUGCCGGUGCUGAUCCUCUGCGCCCUGCAGCUGGAGAAGAAUCUGCGGGACAACAGCGUGGAGUCCCGCUGGCUGGUCUUCGCCCUGGGCAUCGGGAUGCUGGUGAUCAGCGUGAUCAUUUGCGGAUAUGUCACGCACCGCAUGGGCGUCUGCAUUUGGGCGGGACCCAUCGACGAGGCGGGAAACAGGGCCACCAAUGGAGCCAUGCCACAUAUCAACUCCCAGAACGAUGUGCUGCGCAUUGUGGACUCACUGCCGCCAAGUUACGAGAGCGUGGUCAAGUACGAGCUGCCGCCGCCGGCCUACGAGUGCCUGGUCAUCGAAAUGGAUCGGUCGAAGUACUUGGAGCCGGCACAGACCUCAGCCAAGCCAGGAGGUGGAGGAUCCACCUCCCCGCCCGGUACCACCCUGCACAUCUAGUGGGGCGAGGGAGGGAUUUGAAAGGACUAAUGGAGCAGUAGAAGGAGGAGAGAGAAUUAAGAGAUUUUUUCCCAACUGGCAGCGCAACGGAUUUCUGUACUUGACCCACUUAAAGUAACCACAUGCAAGCAAAUCUAUAACCUCGAUAUCGAUAUCGAUAGGUGGUGUUCUGGAAACUCUGGUGUUUUCGAAAGUUCCCAGAGCAUUUAGCUGAAUGCCGCCAAUAUAUCCGUAUGUCUAUUAUACAUUUUUAGCAAAGCAUUAUGGCAUUGUAUUUACUUUGAUUUUAAGCAGAUAGUAUUUUAACUCGUAGAGCCUAUCAAUAACGAUAUCGAUUCUCUCGCACUGUACAUAGAGUUUUUUGAAACGCACAGCAUCUAGUCCAAAGUUGUAUAUAGCCGAAAAAGAAAUAACGGAAACACACAUGAUGCGCUCAUAUAAGUUUUAAACACACAUAUUGUAUAUUGAAUCAAUGCCAGGGCAGGGCGGCAAUCAAACAACAAAACUACAGGGUAGUAAUUAGUCUUAGUCUUAGCGUUACGCCUGUAUAUAACUAUGUAUGUAUAUUUCGAUUACAACUACUUUUAUAGCCAUAUCGAUAGCGAUGUCGAUUGCCAACAAAUGUCGGAAAACGUUCACAGUUGCUUUCCAGAAAUAAAGAAUUCCUAUUAAGUUUAUUGAAAUCCAA
Messenger RNA from Drosophila mauritiana, 1397 nucleotides. RefSeq lists its product as uncharacterized. NCBI's taxonomy places the organism in Eukaryota, Metazoa, Arthropoda, Insecta, Diptera, Drosophilidae. The coding region runs from base 47 to 709 and encodes 220 amino acids. The record is from RefSeq and is a predicted model, not a curated record. The transcript has 3 exons.